AUGGGAGAGUGCUGUCCUCCGAUGGAUCUGUUCAGGUCGGAGCCUAUGCAGCUCGUCCAGAUCAUCAUCCCCAUCGAGUCUGCUCACCUCACUGUCUCUUAUCUCGGCGACCUCGGCCUCCUCCAGUUCAAAGACCUCAAUGCAGAGAAGAGCCCGUUUCAGAGGACUUAUGCUGCCCAGAUUAAAAGAUGCGCAGAGAUGGCUCGCAAAUUACGUUUCUUCAAGGACCAAAUGUUAAAGGCAAAUUUGCCUUCUUCAAAGUCUAAAAGACAAGUUGACGUCAAUGUGGACGACCUAGAGGUAAAACUUGGUGAAUUUGAGGCAGAGCUGAUUGAAAUCAAUUCAAACAGUGAAAAGUUGCAGCGUUCAUAUAAUGAACUGAUAGAAUAUAAGCUUGUUAUGGAAAAGGCUGGUGAGUUUUUUCACUCAGCUCAAAGCAGUGCCGCGUUGCAGCAAAGAGAAAAUGAAUCCCGUCAUAUUGGUGAUGAAUCUCUGGACACGCCUUUAUUACUGGAGCAAGAAGCAUCAACUGAUCCAUCAAAGCAAGUUAAGUUGGGGUUUCUCACUGGACUUGUUCCUAGGGGAAAGUCUUUGGCAUUUGAGAGGAUUCUUUUUCGAGCUACUAGGGGUAAUGUCUUUCUGAGGCAGGCUGUGGUUGAAAAUCCUGUCACCGAUCCUGUUUCAGGAGAGAAGGUUGAGAAAAAUGUUUUUGUGGUAUUCUACUCUGGAGAAAGAGCAAAGAACAAAAUUCUUAAAAUAUGUGAAGCUUUUGGAGCCAAUCGUUACUCUUUUCCUGAGGAUCUGGGUAGACAAGCUCAAAUGAUUACUUCGGUUUCAGGAAGAAUUUCAGAGCUAAAGACUACCAUAGAUAUCGGACUGUUGCACCAGGGAAGUUUGUUACAGACUAUUGGGGAGCGUUUUGAGCAUUGGAACCUUUUGGUGAGGAAGGAGAAGUCCAUAUACCAUCAUCUUAACAUGCUUAGCCUUGAUGUAACAAAAAAGUGUCUUGUGGCUGAGGGGUGGAGUCCUAUUUUUGCAUCAAAACAGAUCCAGGAUGCAUUGCAGCGGGCAGCGUUUGACUCCAACUCACAAGUUGGCGCUAUUUUCCAGGUUUUGCACACACAGGAGGCACCACCUACCUAUUUCCGCACAAACAAAUUCACUUCUUCUUUUCAAGAAAUUGUUGAGGCAUAUGGGGUAGCUAAGUAUCAAGAAGCAAAUCCUGCUGUAUAUACUAUUGUGACAUUCCCAUUUCUUUUUGCUGUCAUGUUUGGUGAUUGGGGACAUGGAAUAUGUUUGUUACUUGCGACACUAUAUUUAAUAGGCAGGGAAAGGAAGCUUUCUAGUCAGAAGCUUGGAGACAUCAUGGAGAUGGCCUUUGGUGGCCGUUAUGUUAUUUUGUUGAUGGCAAUUUUCUCAAUCUACACAGGUUUAAUCUAUAAUGAGUUCUUCUCUGUCCCAUUUGAACUGUUUGGCAGCUCAGCAUAUGCGUGCCGUGAUCUUUCUUGCAGAGACGCUACUACAGCUGGCUUGAUUAAGGUGCGUCCCACUUACCCAUUUGGCCUGGAUCCUGUAUGGCAUGGAUCCCGCAGUGAGCUUCCAUUUCUAAACUCAUUGAAGAUGAAAAUGUCAAUUCUUCUUGGGGUGGUCCAAAUGAACCUUGGAAUUAUAAUAAGUUUUUUCAACGCCAGGUUCUUUCGAAGUGGAGUUAACGUUUGGUUCCAGUUUAUACCCCAGAUUAUAUUUUUAAACAGUCUAUUUGGCUACCUGUCCGUUCUCAUUGUUAUGAAGUGGUGGACUGGUUCAAAAGCUGAUCUAUACCAUGUAAUGAUAUACAUGUUCCUAAGUCCUACAGACGAGCUAGGUGAAAACCAGCUUUUCAGUGGUCAGAGAACAGUUCAGCUUGUGCUAUUACUAUUGGCUUUUGUUUCUGUACCAUGGAUGCUGUUUCCAAAGCCCUUUAUAUUGAAGAAGCAACAUCAAGAUCGGCACCAAGGCCAAUCCUACGCCCUACUUGAGAACACAGAAGAGAGCUUGCAAGUGAAUUCAAACCAUGAUGCCCAUGGUCAUGGGGAGUUUGAAUUUAGUGAAGUUUUCGUACAUCAAAUGAUACACACAAUAGAAUUUGUACUUGGAGCAGUCUCAAAUACAGCUUCAUACCUUCGUCUAUGGGCUCUAAGUCUUGCUCAUUCAGAGUUGUCCAGUGUGUUCUAUGACAAGGUUCUCCUGCUGGCUUGGGGGUUCAACAACGUGAUCAUACUCAUAGUGGGUAUUAUUGUCUUCAUUUGCGCAACUGUCGGUGUUUUACUGCUGAUGGAAACUCUCAGUGCUUUCCUUCAUGCUUUGCGACUUCACUGGGUGGAAUUCCAGAACAAGUUUUACGAGGGAGAUGGUUACAAGUUCUAUCCAUUCUCAUUUGCAUUGCUUGAUGACGAAGAUGAGUGA
Molecule: messenger RNA, 2445 nt
Organism: Prunus armeniaca (apricot)
Lineage: Eukaryota; Viridiplantae; Streptophyta; Magnoliopsida; Rosales; Rosaceae
Source: the annotation of a GenBank genome assembly